Molecule: messenger RNA, 1400 nt
Organism: Pan troglodytes (chimpanzee)
Lineage: Eukaryota; Metazoa; Chordata; Mammalia; Primates; Hominidae
Gene: CFAP300
Product: cilia and flagella associated protein 300
Exons: 7
Coding region: 57-860 (267 amino acids)
Source: RefSeq, a predicted model, not a curated record
GACGGCCGCCGCGUCUCCAUGGAAACGGUCCAGGCAUCCACCCAGCCGAGAGCACGAUGGCUACUGGGGAGCUCGGGGACUUGGGCGGCUACUACUUCAGGUUCUUGCCUCAGAAAACCUUCCAGUCUCUGAGCUCUAAGGAGAUCACCAGCCGACUCCGCCAGUGGUCCAUGCUGGGCAGAAUCAAGGCGCAGGCGUUCGGCUUUGACCAGACCUUUCAGUCCUAUCGGAAGGAUGAUUUCGUUAUGGCUUUUUUCAAAGACCCAAAUGUUAUUCCCAAUUUGAAGUUACUUUCAGAUUCUUCUGGACAAUGGAUCACAUUAGGAACCGAAGUGAAAAAAAUUGAAGCUAUAAAUGUUCCUUGCACACAGCUUUCAAUGUCAUUUUUUCAUCGGUUAUAUGAUGAAGAUAUUGUACGAGACAGUGGACAUAUUGUUAAAUGUUUAGAUUCUUUUUGUGAUCCAUUUCUCAUUUCUGAUGAGUUACGAAGAGUUUUGCUAGUGGAAGACUCAGAAAAAUAUGAAAUAUUCAGCCAACCAGAUAGAGAAGAGUUCCUGUUUUGUCUUUUCAAACAUCUUUGCCUUGGUGGAGCCCUUUGUCAAUAUGAAGAUGUGAUUAGCCCAUAUCUGGAAACAACAAAGCUUAUCUAUAAGGAUCUGGUGAGUGUUCGAAAGAAUCCUCAAACCAAGAAAAUACAGAUUACCUCUUCUGUCUUUAAAGUUUCAGCUUAUGAUUCUGCUGGUAUGUGCUAUCCUUCAGCAAAGAAUCAUGAACAGACAUUUUCUUACUUUAUUGUGGAUCCUAUCAGGCGUCACCUUCAUGUUUUAUACCACUGUUAUGGUGUGGGAGACAUGUCUUAAUGCUCUUUCAGAUUAUGUACCUCUACUAUUUUUUAUUUAUCAUUUUUCUAUCUUAAUACUAACAUAGAUAAACAUAUACUUUGCAAAUUAAUUCAAGAAAAAUGUAAGGAGACUACUUAGAGCAGAAGAAAGCAAACACCAAGAUGCCUUUUAAAAAAUUUGUGUGGAAUACUAACCGGGGAUCAAAUUUCAUCCAUAAUAAAAUCUAUACCAAAAAAGUUGUGGAAUUUUUACAAAAAGUUACAAGGAAUUAGAAAUCUAGUUCAUAUUUGUUGCAUUGUGAUUCAAGUGAAUCCUCAAUUUUCCGUGUAUUUUAAUUUAUAAGCUAAUUAAUUAUGGAUUGAAAAUGUAGCAGAAAACUAAACAUUUCUACCACUGAUCAUUAAUAUGAAUUGUUAGUUUACUUAACUUGUUUCAUUUAAUUACAUUUCUUCAUUGCACAAGCGUUUACAUCUCUAAAGCUAGGCAAAGCAUAACAAUUCUUUUGCUUAAUUUGUUCCACUUAUAAGCCUCAAUAAAGAAGUAAUGUUCUGGGGCCUG